AUGCUGCGGCGGCUGCGGUGGGCGCUGGCGGCCGCCUGGCGAUCGGCGCCGGACCGCCGGGGCCCUGCGCGGCGCCGUGGGGGACAUGAGGCGAUCCCGGGCGCUUGGGGGCGUUCGGGAGGAAGGGAAUGGGUGUCGCAUUACGGCUCCCUGCAAUAUGCGCGCCAAUCGCAGGCGCCGCCUGUGUCGGGCUUCCAAGAGGAGGAGCUGCGCAAGCUGCUGGGCGUGCUGGUGCGCCUCGAGGACAAGCGCCCGGGCGGGGCGGACGAUGCCAUCAAAUUUAAUUUCGGGGGCGUGCGGAUUGAUGGCGCUCUGCGCGAUGCCCGGCCAUCGGCGGGACAUGCGGACCCGGAGGAGGACCCGACGGAGGGACUGCUGAGGCGACAGCGGGCGCUGGAGUGCAGGGCGCUGUUCGACGCGGUGGAGAAGUACAAGCGGGCGCUGAGCAGCGCACGGGAGAGGGAGAUGCUGGCGGCGAUGCCCACCGCGCGGCGGAUGCUGGUCGAGUGGUUCGGCCCGCUGAGGGACAGCAUCCGGGAGCAGCAGCAGCGGUACAUUGAUGCAAAGAUCUACAACUAUGGGACCAGUCAGCAGGCACCCAUUUUUGUGCUCCUGCCGCCUGAGGAGCUGGCGGUGUUGACGAUGCAUUCACUUUUGAGCGCCAUAUUCAGAGGCGAUGAAGCAGAUGGUGGCAGUCAAAUCAGCUUUGUCCGAGCAGCAAAGAAAGUCGCCAGAUCUGUUCAGAGCCAGGUGACACUUCUGCACCUUAAAGCCAAAAUUGGCAUUGAGAACAAGAAGCGCAGGGUAUUGAACAGGUUGAAAAAGCAAAUCGAUGAAGGAAAGGAGGAGACUGAAGUGAUCGAAUCCCAUGGGCUUGAUGAUUGGGAGGUCGCUAUGCUCAAGUCUGCCUUGAAACUGCAGCAGAAUCUGAGAAUGGUGAGGAACCGUUGGAACCAGCCAGGGGUGACAAUGCACGAAGUCAAUAAGCAUGCCUACAAGCUGCCAAGCGAUGUGGCAAACUGGGAUGAGCGUGUCAUGUUGAAGGUGGGGGCGUCACUGAUCGACAUAUUUCGGAAAGUGGCCACCAUCAAGGUCCACAAGCCAACUAAAAGGGGUGGUUACAACAGCAUGGAGCCAGCCAUCACCCACGAAAUCCAGUGGACGAGAUAUGCAUACGGGCUUCGGUGUAUUGGAUUGCUUAAAUGCCAUCCCAAGUUAGUGGAAUGGGUUGAGAGUGAAGACUUGCAUCCAGCCAUCGCGCUGGAGCGUGCGUCCCCAAUGCUGGUUCCACCAAGACCGUGGAGGAGCUGUAUGGACGGUGGCUACCUCACCAUCAAGUCGUGCGUUAUGAAGAACAAAGGGGAGAAGGAACAGAUGGCAGUGCUGAAAAAAGCCGAUGAGUACCUAGGGCAAAGCGGUGGCCCCAAUGCAGUUUAUGAAGCCCUCAAUGUGCUGGGUAACACACCAUGGCAGAUCAACAAAGAGAUGCUCAAGAUUGUCGAGACCGUUUGGGCCAAUGGCGGAGGCAUGCUGGAUUUGCCAUCCAAGGAGAAUCUCCCCAUGCCUGUCUUGUUGCCGCCCCAGUAUCGACUACUGGCUGCUGAUGGAGCCCUGCAUGCAAGGUAUGCAUACGAGUCCCGUGCUGAGACUUACAACAGGAAGCUGGCGGUGAAGCGCAUCCGCAAAAGAAACCGUGAGCUCCACUCUAUGCGAUGCGACUUGAAUCUCAAACUAUCAGUUGCCAAGGAAUUCCAGGAUGAGGAAGCAAUAUACUUUCCACACAGCAUUGAUUUCAGGGGUCGAGCUUACCCUAUUCCACCACACCUCAACCACCUUGGUUCAGAUGUGUGCCGCAGCUUGCUGCAGUUUGCAGUAGGCCGCCCAUUGGGCCCUUCAGGCUUGGACUGGUUGCUAAUUCAAGUUGCCAACUUGUACGGGCAAGGUGCAGACAAAUUGCCACUGCACGGUCGCCGAAAAUUUGGGGAGGAGCACCUGGAGAUGAUAAUAGACUCUGCCGAAAACCCUUUGGAUGGCAUGCAGUGGUGGAUGCAGGGCAGCGAGCCCUGGCAGCUCCUAGCAACCUGCAAAGACGUGAGGAAUGCCUACGCAUCUGGUAAUCCAGAAACAUAUUGCAGCAAGAUGCAUGUGCAUCAGGAUGGCUCAUGCAAUGGUCUGCAACAUUAUGCCGCUCUUGGCCGUGAUGAAAAGGGAGGCACUGCCGUAAAUCUUGUCCCAGCGGAUGCCCCGCAGGAUCCCUAUACCCAGAUCUCGCACAUUGUCCAAAAGCGCGUUGUCUCGGACGUCGCUAAGGGCCUGUGGCCUGCACAGAGCUUGCAAGGCCAGGUUGACAGGAAGUUGGUGAAGCAGACGGUCAUGACAUCAGUGUAUGGGGUGACGUUCGUUGGUGCUCGGGAUCAGAUCGCCAACCGCUUGCAGGAGCGUGGGUGGGAUGAUGAGCACACCGUAUUUCGCACCUCCUCCUAUGCUGCAACAGUCACGCUGGACGGCUUGAACCAGAUGUUCAAGAGCGCAAAGGAGAUCAUGAGGUGGUUGGGACAGUGCGCCAGUCUUAUCGCUGACCGCAACAAAACUGUCAUGUGGCGCACCCCUCUGGGUCUACCAGCCACUCAGCCUUACAAGAGAGAGGGCUCGACCUGUGUUCGAACUGUUCUGCAGCAGUUGCGGUUGAGCGUUCCGCUGGGGGUGAGCGCCCCCGUGCAGAAGAGGCGUCAGAAGACGGCUUUCCCACCAAACUACAUCCAUUCGCUGGAUUCAACACACAUGAUGAUGACGGCACUCGGGUGCCAUGAGGCAGGGAUCGAGUUCGCAGGCGUCCACGACUCGUUCUGGACGCAUGCUGGGACGGUGGACUCCAUGAAUGCUAUAUUAAGGGAGAAGUUCACCGAACUGCACAGCAAGCCGCUUCUUCAGAUGCUACGAGACGACUUGCAAAGGCAGCACCCGGGUGUCGACUUCCCCCCCGUGCCGCCCCAGGGGAACUUGGACCUUGAUGCCAUUCAGAAAUCGGUCUAUUUUUUCAGUUAG
Messenger RNA from Ostreobium quekettii, 3045 nucleotides. The record is from the annotation of a GenBank genome assembly. Lineage: Eukaryota; Viridiplantae; Chlorophyta; Ulvophyceae; Bryopsidales; Ostreobiaceae.